GCGAGACUGUGGAGAGACUCACCAGAAUCACACGACACGAGAUGGCAGGGAUGAUAAAUUCCAUCAGACUGCUGGUCUACAUCUGCGCAUUGACAGCUGCAGCUGAACUUUCAGCACAACAGAAUGAUUCAGUCACACAGUGUGUGGAGCUGACUCCUAACAUCCGAAACCUUCUGGAGGGAGAAGCGUUUCAUUACGUUCCCUACUUCAUGACUGAUGUCAAGGCCACUGAAGAUCAGUUCACUUGGCAAAGGAACAAAGUGGUGGUCUCCUCGAAUGAAAGUGAGAGGAUACACGUUCAUGGUUUGGCCAUCUACUUACUUAACGUCACACCUGCUGAUGCGGCCAUCUACACUUUUCAGUACACUCAGUCACCAGAAAGAUGCUACACUGCUGAUUUAACUGUGAACGUCUUCGAUGAAAGCUUUCGUCUGAAGAAAGUAAUGCGUUAUGGACCUGUAGAAAGCUCGUCCCAAAGCACAAGAAUCGUGUGUCCAGAUCCUGUUCUGAAAACGUGCCGGGACACAGACGGCUUGAUCACCUGGUACAAGAACAUGGGCUUGAUUGAACAUGAACAUAAAGAAGAGAUACACGUGCAGAAGCUCCCACAGAAUAAUGGCGUUUACACCUGCAUGUGUACAUGGGCACACAAUCAUCGGCAGUACAACUCAUCUGGAUCAAGGCUGCUCACAUUGAAAGAUCUCUCCAUCAAUUCUCUUGAAUUCCUCUCACCAUUGGACACCAACAUGGAGCAGUUUGCUGAUGCAGGUUCUUCAACCUCUCUGAACUGUUCUGUCUUCUGUGGGAAAAACAUUGAAAAGCAGUGUACGGCGGAAUGGAGAAUAAACGGAAGCCACAUUGACGACAGAAAAGACUAUGUACAAGUUAGCCAAACAGUCAAUACACCCCACAACAACAACACCAUGGCCACCGCCGUCCUGACCAUUCGGAAGGUCUCUGCAAAGGAUUUUCAGACCAAUUUUACCUGUGUUGCAAAAAACAAUUUUCUGAUUCAGUCGAAAUAUCUCACUCUCAAACCAAGAAUGCUCGGUCAUCACAGCAUGCCAGUGGCCGCCGCCUCUCUGCUCAUGAUCCUUCUCUGCAUCGCUGGAGCCAUCCUCAUCAAGUUGUUCCUGGUUGAUCUGACUCUUUUCUUCCGGCCCUACUUUCCUCUCUGCAGUGCCAAGGAUGCGACAAAGAUUUAUGACGCCUAUGUCAUCUACCAGUCACAGAGUGAAACCAAAGACAGUAAACACCUUCUCAGUGAAUUUAUCUCACGGUCUUUGCCCAGUGUUCUUGAGGAACAAUGUGGCUACAAGCUUUUCAUCCAAGGGAGGGACGACACCCCCAUAGAAGAUCACCUGGAAAUGGUGGAGAAACGCAUAAAAUGCAGUCUACGGCUAAUGGUCAUCCUGACACCGGCUUCUGGCUCCAGAAGCAGUGAGUGUGAGUCAGCAUCACCCCAGGAGUUCGCAUUCGGAGGGUGUGACUGGCAGGAUGGGAUUCACCAUGUGCUGGUCCAAAGGGAGACGAACGUCAUUCUGGUCCAGCUGGGUGACACGGAUCAGGGAUAUUCACACCUCCCUGCUGGCUUGCAGCGCCUGAUCCGGAAGAGUGCACCGAUCAAGUGGCCACAGAAGCUCAAGAACGCUUCUAAAGCGAAUUCUCGCUUCUGGAAAAAAGUGCGCUACCUGAUGCCUGCCAGGCCUGUGGCCAAUCAACUGAGGUUGGCCCCUAUAUAGACGGGUCUCUUCAAGUCACUCUGAUGGGUGUUUAACAAAAAUGGAGAGAGGGUGAGAUUGUUUGACAAAGUGUGCAAAAUGCAGUUCUUGAUAUAUAUUUUUGCAACACCAUGUUGAUUUAAAUCCGUCAUUCACGUGUUUAGAAAACCUGUACUCCAGCCAAAGCCUCGUCCUAGUAAGCCAUACUGCCUCUUGACCUUCCUGGUUCUCUAGCUUGUUUUUCCGAUAUAUUGCCAUUUUUUCCUCCCCAGAAUCGCUCCCAUGAUAAAAAUUACAGUCUUUAAGGAGGCUCUUCCCUGAAAUGAUCUAGGCCACUGGAGUUCAUCCUCCGCAAGGAGGAUGACCCUGAUCCCCCCCCCCCCGAUAACCCUGAUCCUGAAAAAUGUAUUUUGGAAUCACACCAAGCCACUUCAAAAGGAAAAAAUACCCCACUCGACGAUGAUGUGUCCUUGCAUGUGUCCUGAAUUGACUUUUUGUCUGCUUCUGAAGCCCAGACAUGACAGUGGAGGGUCAGGAAAAGUGUGUGCGCCAGUGUGCGUGUGUGUGAAAGGGUCAACAGAAGAAGAAUAGUGGCACACUCCCAGUGAAAAGGGAGGCGGGCAGUUGGGGGAGAUGACGUUUACCCCGGCAGCUGGGAGCUGCUCCACGCUUUUGUUCCUCUGUGACCCCUGUGACCCUGCACUCGCCCUGGUGCCACACACACCUGCAUGCAGUCAGAGUCAACACCAAACCAAACAUAUGCACACACACAAUCGCGCAUGCACCAGCAUAUAUGCAGAUUUUUUGGGGGCCAUCCAUCAUGACUUAAUUAGGAGAGGCUAGCGUUCCCUGUGUGUACUGAGUGAACCAAUCAGUUCACACCACACGCAGACACAAAACUAUCGCAAGUUGCAUUUCGGAUUCAUUUUUUUAAAAUAUAUUUGUAAUGUCAAAAUGUCAAAAACUAAACCUCACACUGAGGAAGAUUUAAGCAGCACCACUUUCUGAGAACCUGGAAUGCAUGUUUGUUCUUACUAAUAUAAAUCAAUACACAUUUAUAUCCUGCAAAAUAUGACUAUAAGGCUUCAUGUGGUAAAUCUUUUCAUGGUAUAGUUGUAUAAUAUUGGUGUGAAAAUGUCAUGAAACUGCUGACCGGCAUAUAUGAUUUGUUUUCAUGUAUGUAAAACUGAAGUAUGUAGAACUGGCAUCGGACGGGUCAGUGCUUGCAAGUGUAUUCCGUGUAACAGUACCCUUUUCCCAUCCAGACGCCAGACAUGACAAGCAGUCUGCAAGCUGUGUAUGCGAGUCAUUACUGUAAGUACUAUUGUACUUGGUCAAGCCAAAUUCUGUGAUGCAACAAAUCCUGUUAUGUUUCAGUUUAGUUAAAGAGUUAUCUACUCUGUUAGCAGGGAGCAUCACCUUGACAUACAGAGGAGUGUGAAAGAACCAUGUUCAUUCAUUCCUAACUUAUUUCGUUUUAAAUAUAAGUCUAGUCAAUAUGCUAAAGGCUGGUACAAUACAGUAUGUCCGUCAGAAUGGGUGAAUCUGACUUUGGAGCUGCUUUCACUGAAAUGUGUGCAUGCAUCUGCCACAUACUGAAACAGAAAUAAACAUGGAUGCAAAAAAAAUGUUGUCCACGACAAGAACAAGGAUCAUCAAAGGAACUGAUGGAGGAGGACGGCAUCAUGACUGUGUGCUUCGGUGAAGGUCAAUAUUUAAAAAAAACACGAUAUAUGUCCACCGGAGGAGUGUUACCAAAAGUAGAACAAAGAAAUCUGUAAUAAUUGAGAGCUUGACCUUAAUAAUCCUUAGGUUCCUUUUGGAAAACUCAACCAGUUGCACGUUUCCCAAGCCAGGAUGAAAAGGUUCAGCUAUCUCAAGGCAGCUGUAAAUAAUUGAGAAAAAUGCUCAUACAUGGCAGACCAGAUCAAUAACAGUGUCACUGAUGGAAGAAUGGACUAAACCAGUGGAUCCCAGUUCUCUUUUGAGGAAGAACAGCUACUGAUUGAAAUGUCUAAAGAAGUUUGAUGGUACCUUAGAACCUUAGAAAAACAACAAAACAGACACUGCUGUGGUCAUUAAAGAAAGAAAAAAAGUCUGUCCAAUAAUAACAGCGGACAAGUUCCAAAAUUGAACUGUGCUCCACUGAAACCAUUUACAAUGAAAGGAGUUUUUUUCAGUCCACUAACAGCAUUUGGUUGAAAUCUAAGUGCAUGUUAUUCAGGAAAGGUGGAUUAUCAUUAUGAUCAACUGCAAAAUAUAUCUCUGUCUACUUGGUGUCAUGAAUCUUUUAUCUUAGACUUUACAGUCAUUGCAGUGCACUGCCUCCAUGACUGGACUACUGUGCACCCAUCAGUGUUUCUCUCUUCCAAGUUUCAAACUGAUAUUCUGUGUCAUCAAAAUCAAAUAAAAUGUAGAACAUUGUUCUUCACGAAUGUCUAGUGAAGUAGAAGGAGAGUAUAAAAGACCCCACACACGGUGUGCAACUGCUGGCAGAUAAAAUACACCAUCUGAAUACAAGAUCUAUCCAAAAUAAAAACAAAGGUGAAAUCAAGAUUUCAGAAGGCCAUAUACUCUUUUAUGCCUUUCACAAAUGCUUCUUCGAAAGCACCUUUGCAACUCGAGAAGCCAUUCAUGUCAACAUGAGAAAUAAUAUGCAUAUUCAUCAACAUCUUAAUUCUCAGUCUUCAGUAGUAACAUGCCGGAACACAGUUGGCAAAGCUUGGAGCAUUGUGUCAAUACUCAAUACGCAGGACAAAACUUGAAAUUGAUCAGGGCCGGUGGACUAGUUCUGCACCAGUGCAGCCUGAUGGAAACAAACAAAAACCCAGACAUGAAGGAACCUGGUCUCUCCUGUAUGACUACAUCAUGAAGUGGAGCUGGAAAUGUAAUUAUCAUUAUUGAGACCCAUUUAGGCAUGGUGGUGCAGAACCCCAUGCAGCUUCAGGUAAUGUGAUGCUGAAAAGGGAUGGAAACAAUUUCCCUUUGGUCAGUUCUAUUGAGUACCCAACGUCUAUCCAACCUCGUCGAUGUAAACACAUUCGUAGGACCAGGCAAAUCCAUCUAUGUCCAUGAUCCUUGGCAGCAAAAACUACCAAUCGUAUCUUUCUGAGUGCACCCAAGUGGCACUGGUCCAGUGGUACAUAUUCAUCUGAUGUUGGACUCGACCCAUUCUGUAUUGUAAUGGUUAUGUAACUCUAAUGGACUGUAAACACAUGUGCACACUCAUGCCAAACACUGGCACUGUUCCUCUUAAAUGGGACCCUGUACAUCUGCUUCAUGGUCAUGCUGUGCUUCA
Messenger RNA from Synchiropus splendidus (mandarinfish), 5019 nucleotides. RefSeq names its product interleukin-1 receptor-like 1. Gene Ontology annotation, biological process: signal transduction. The transcript is spliced from 12 exons. The coding region runs from base 42 to 1742 and encodes 566 amino acids. Lineage: Eukaryota; Metazoa; Chordata; Actinopteri; Syngnathiformes; Callionymidae. The record is from RefSeq and is a predicted model, not a curated record.